GCAAGUGAUUGAUCGAAGUGUAUAAGAAAAUUAAUUGAGUUUGUUUGUAGUGAUGACGAUUGACUAUGAAAAUGUAAUACCAAAGUUGAAGAUUGCCCUCCUUGUAGUUGGAACAAGAGGAGAUGUUCAGCCCUUUUUGGCUUUGGCCUUGAGACUUCAAGAAUAUGGGCAUUGCGUGAGGUUGGCAACUCAUUCACAAUUCGAUGGAUUUGUGAGUUCAGCUGGUGUGAAUUUCUACCCGCUUGGAGGCGACCCUCGCAUUAUGGCCGAAUGCUUCGUGAGAGCUAGAAGUAUUCUGACGCCUCGACCACGAGAUAUGGCUUUGCAACGCAAACAACUAAGAAAUGUGAUUGAGUCUCUUCUUCCAGCAUGUACUCAACCUGACCCAGUGUCUACCGAACCCUUUAGAGCCGAAGCAAUUAUUGCAAAUCCUCCCGCUUUCGGAAGCAAAGAUAUAGCUGAAGCUCUCGGUGUUCCCCUCCACAUCAUGUUCACAGUACCUUGGACACCAACACGAGCCUUCCCUCACCCAUUCACUCAACGGGCUGGACGGCUAUCGUAUGCUCUAGUUGAUUUAAUGAUAUGGUGGGGAAUACGAGGAUUUAUUAAUGGGAUGAGGAAAAAUAAGCUGAAUCUUAGCCCCAUUGGAUUCUUGAAUAGUAGGCAUAUCUCGAUUUCUCAAGUCCCAACAUCCUAUAUGUGGAGUUCCCAUGUAUUGCCCAAACCCAACGAGUGGGGGCCUCUAGUGGACGUGGUGGGAUACUGUUUCUUGAAUCUUGGAAGCAAAUAUGAAGCCUCUGAAGAUUUUGUAGAAUGGAUGCAAAAGGGAAAGAAACCAAUUUAUUUUGGGUUUGGAAGCGUGCCUUUGAAGAAAUCAGAGAAAGUGACAUGUAUGAUUUUGGAAGCUCUGAAAAAGACAGGGCAGAGAGGUAUCAUAGAUCCAGGGUGGGGAGAUUUGGGCACUAAUGUGGAUAUUCCACAAGAUGUAUUCGUGCUUUCAGAUUGCCCUCAUGAUUGGUUGUUUCCUCAAUGUGAUGGGGUGGUUCAUCAUGGCGGGCCGGGAACGGCAGCAGCUGGUCUCAAAGCAGGGUGUCCCACAACGGUCGUACCAUUCUGUGGCGAUCAAUUUUUGUGGGGAAAGAUAAUGCACGAAAAGGGAGUAGGAGGCCUUCCCAUUCCCAUACAACACCUAUCCGUCCAAGCUCUCACGGAAGCCAUUAAUUUCAUGCUCCAACCACAAGUGAAAUCUCGAGCUCUGGAGUUAGCGGAGAAAAUUGCGCUUGAAGACGGUGUCGGAGCUGCAUUCCGUGCUUUCCACCGCCAUCUCCCAAACAUGGAAAACAAGCACGGGCGAUCCGAUGCAUGACAAACUCAUGUCUUCCUACGGAUCCAUUAUACUCCCUCCAUCCCGCUUUAGCAGUCCUAUUGACUUUUCUACCCUCUUUUUGUAAAAAUGAUAAAAAUUAGUU
Molecule: messenger RNA, 1469 nt
Organism: Salvia hispanica
Lineage: Eukaryota; Viridiplantae; Streptophyta; Magnoliopsida; Lamiales; Lamiaceae
Product: sterol 3-beta-glucosyltransferase UGT80B1-like
Biological process (GO): carbohydrate metabolic process
Molecular function (GO): UDP-glycosyltransferase activity; hexosyltransferase activity
Source: RefSeq, a predicted model, not a curated record